AUGAUUGGAAUUCUGCCCUCAACAGAACAUACAGAACUAUCUGAUAACCAAACAAGUGGCGCGAUUGCAUUAUGGACACAAUCCGAAGCCAUGUCUUCCUCGCAACCUUUUGUGCCAUCCUCCCCCCUCCAGACCACACCCUCGCGCCGCAAAAAGAGUCAGUUCACAUACAGACAGCUGGCCCAACUAGCUACCUUUGCCACAUCAUGUCCGCUGAGAGUAAUCGCUCAUUUGGACCUAGAUGCCUUUUAUGCUCAGGUCGAAAUGGUGCGAUUAGGGACCGCGGAGGACAAGCCGUUAGCGGUGCAACAAUGGCAAGGUCUCAUAGCUAUCAAUUAUCCAGCCAGGGCAUUCGGUCUCAAUCGUCACAUAACUAUCACGGAAGCCAAGAAGCUCUGUCCAGAUAUCAUCUGUCAACAUGUUGCGACCUGGCGCGAAGGUGAUGAGAAGUGGGCCUACCAUGACGAUGCAUUUCAGAAUAUUGCUACACAUAAAGUAUCCCUUGAUCCUUACAGACUCGAAUCAAGACGAAUACUCGCUUGUAUAAAAGACUGUCUGCCCAAAGACAUGCAGAGGGUGGAGAAAGCUAGUGUAGAUGAAGUCUUCAUGGAUCUCUCUGCCCAAGUUCAUGCGACUCUUUUAGGGAGAUAUCCGGAGCUGAAGGGCCCCGCUCCUUAUGAUGAUUUGACGGAACAACUACCUUUACCUCCCACGACUUGCCUCGACUGGAAGGCGGACGCACUGGUGGACCUAGAUACGGAUAAAACAGAAACUGAUGACCUUGAUUGGGAUGAUAUAGCAAUGUUGAUUGGUUCUGAGAUCGUACGCGCAGUUCGGGCCGCAAUACGUAAUAAACUCAAAUAUACAUGUUCUGCUGGCAUUGCCCAAAGCAAAAUGCUUUCCAAACUGGGUUCCGCACACAAGAAACCAAGUCAACAAACCAUUAUUCGAAAUCGGGCUGUUCAGCAUUUUCUAUCAGGCUUCAAGUUUACUAAGAUUAGGAAUUUGGGCGGCAAGACAGGCGAGGAAGUCGUCAAGCUCUUCAAUACAGAUAUGGUCAAUGAUCUUUUGCUUAUCCCCAUGGAGCAAUUGAAGCGAAGGCUAGGAGAAGAAACCGGGACAUGGGUCUAUAAUGUUAUUCGUGGAAGUGAUGUCAGUGAAGUUAACUCACGAACUCAGAUAAAGUCUAUGCUAUCUGCAAAAUCAUUUCGACCUAGUAUCAACACACCCGAGCAGGCCAAUAGGUGGCUCCGUAUUUUUGCAGCGGAUAUACAUUCCCGUCUAGUAGAAGAGGGGGUUCUAGAGAACAAAAGGAGACCUAGGACGAUCAAUCUGCAGCACAGGCAUGGGGCCCAAACCAGGUCCCGACAAGCACCCAUUCCACAAGGGAAGAAAAUGGAUGAGACGCUACUUUUUGAGCUUGCCAAGACACUCCUAAAUCAAAUCAUACUUGAUGGCAGAGUCUGGCCUUGUUCUAAUUUAAGUUUAAGCAUUGGGGGUUUCGAAGAUGGGGUGACUGGCAAUAUGGGUAUUGGAGCGUUUUUGGUAAAAGUUGAUGGAGCUAGGACUCCAACUAACGCACCUCCGCGAGAUCAGAGCCCGAUUAUAUCUGCGGAGAGAUCCGAAAAGAGACGUCGUGUAGGCGAUGCGGGAAUACAGAAAUUCUUCGUUAAGACAGAUAGUGUUGGCGAGCACGAUGAUGACUUUGGCGGUGAGCAGAGUUCACCCGAACUAGAUAUGGUCUUGAAGGAAAAGGAGCAUUUGUCUCCCAAUGAAGAUUUCAAGGCUGCACGUUCGGCCCAAGAGCAUGAGGCGAUCAGAACGUCACAAACGCCAGUUGGUCCCUUGGCCCCAAAACAACCACAAAUCAAAGACUUCUUAUGCGACCGGUGCAAUCAAGCAUUGGAUUGCGCGGAGGCAUUUCAGAAUCAUCAAGAUUGGCACUUUGCCAAAGAUCUCCAGAACGAGGAUCGUUUGAGGCGUGCCUCGCCAGCUCCUGCCCACGCUUCUGCUUCCUCCGGCAAUAAAAGGGGUGUCGCAUCAAAGAAACGAGGUAAUGGCCGUGGUGGUCGACCAGAGAAAGGUCAAAAUAGAUUCAGCCGAGACUUCACCACUGGUGCUGACGAGCCGAGCCCUGUGGUCCCGAAAGGCGGCCAAUAUGCACGCACCAUACUCCGAGAUACAAUGCAACGUGAUACCUGGAAGUACAAAUACGAUCUUUGCGGUAUGAGUUCCAUUGGACGACUUGCAGAAUCAUUUUUUUGUGCUGUCGAAGGUACGAGUAAUGCAAUAACGAUCAUCACUGCAAUGGCAUCUCUUCUAGAGGUUCAGCUGGAGCCGGCCACCUGGCCAUGA
This is a messenger RNA of Sclerotinia borealis F-4128, 2355 nucleotides long. NCBI's taxonomy places the organism in Eukaryota, Fungi, Ascomycota, Leotiomycetes, Helotiales, Sclerotiniaceae. The record is from the annotation of a GenBank genome assembly.